Danio aesculapii is the source of this 715-nucleotide messenger RNA. RefSeq names its product neuropeptide Y (gene npy). NCBI's taxonomy places the organism in Eukaryota, Metazoa, Chordata, Actinopteri, Cypriniformes, Danionidae. Gene Ontology annotation, molecular function: neuropeptide hormone activity; neuropeptide Y receptor binding. The coding region runs from base 96 to 386 and encodes 96 amino acids. The transcript has 4 exons. The record is from RefSeq and is a predicted model, not a curated record. Gene Ontology annotation, biological process: feeding behavior; neuropeptide signaling pathway. Gene Ontology annotation, cellular component: extracellular region.
ACGCACGACCCGAAUGCAGAAAAUCUGGGAAGUCGACACCCAUAGAGCAACUGUUCCAAUCAAGACCUCAAAGAAUUCCAAGACCUCAUUCACCGAUGAAUCCAAACAUGAAGAUGUGGAUGAGCUGGGCAGCGUGCGCGUUUCUCUUGUUCGUCUGCUUGGGAACUCUCACUGAAGGGUAUCCAACAAAGCCCGACAACCCGGGAGAGGACGCACCUGCGGAGGAGCUCGCCAAGUAUUAUUCAGCACUAAGACACUACAUCAACCUCAUAACAAGGCAGAGGUAUGGGAAAAGGUCAAGUGCUGACACCUUAAUUUCAGACCUUCUGAUUGGUGAAACAGAGUCCCGCCCCCAGACCAGAUAUGAGGAUCAUUUGGCAUGGUGAUCUUGUCGACUCUGUGAUGUCCAUGUGUUGUCCUGUUAACAAUUUUGGCCACCAGAUCUCAUAAAACUGAAAUGUUCUGCAUAAACAACUCGCUGUGAAGCACCACAGUCAUCAUCGGGAUAGUGAAAAUACCGCAGAAUGUUCAAAUAACACAUUACACCAUAAAGUCUGUACAAGUACGUCAAUGUGCUCUCUUUCUAGGCUCAUCGAAGAUUCAGUUCAACAAGGCAGUUGUACAGAGACUCACUGUGUGUAUGCGUGUUGUGUCCAUUGUAAUCCCAAUUAGCAAAGGAGAACAUUAAUUACUGUACAGUACAACAGUGCUAAUA